CAGCAGAUAAACAGCGAGCCCUAGAAGAAACCAAAGCCUACACAACCCAGUCUUUAGCAAGCGUAGCCUAUCUGAUCAACACUUUGGCCAACAAUGUUCUCCAAAUGCUGGAUAUCCAGGCAUCCCAGCUUCGGCGCAUGGAGUCUUCAAUCAACCACAUUUCACAAACGGUGGACAUUCACAAAGAGAAAGUUGCUAGAAGAGAAAUUGGUAUCUUGACUACAAACAAAAACACCUCAAGAACUCACAAAAUCAUUGCACCAGCUAACCUGGAGCGACCAGUUCGCUACAUCAGGAAACCUAUUGAUUAUACAAUUCUAGAUGAUAUUGGACAUGGAGUGAAGUGGUUGCUUAGAUUUAAGGUCAGCACGCAGAAUAUGAAGAUGGGUGGGCUGCCUCGUACAACACCGCCCACCCAGAAGCCACCAAGUCCCCCAAUGUCAGGAAAAGGAACUAUUGGGCGCCACUCUCCGUACCGCACGCUGGAGCCGGUGCGUCCUCCGGUGGUACCGAACGACUACGUGCCUAGCCCGACGCGCAACAUGGCUCCCUCGCAGCAGAGCCCCGUCAGGACAGCGUCGGUCAAUCAGAGGAACCGCACGUACAGCAGCAGUGGGAGCAGUGGAGGAAGCCACCCAAGUAGUCGGAGCAGCAGUCGAGAGAACAGUGGAAGUGGAAGUGUGGGUGUCCCCAUUGCUGUUCCCACACCGUCUCCCCCCAGUGUCUAUCCAGCCCCUGCUGGCUCGGCUGGCACCUCUCCCCUUCCUGCUACCUCUGCUCCUGCCCCUCCUGCCCCUGCCCCUUCCUCGGCUGCCCCAGAUGCUGCUGCUGCUGCAGGAGCCCAGCCCCUUGCUGAUGGCUUCACCUCUCCAACUCCCCCUGCUGCUUCUUCCACACCUUCCACAGGCCACCCAGUCCAGUUCUACAGCAUGAACCGGCCUGCGUCUCGCCACACGCCCCCGACAAUAGGGGGUUCUUUGCCAUAUCGGCGUCCUCCUUCCAUCACGUCACAGACGAGCCUUCAGAACCAGAUGAACGGAGGGCCUUUUUAUAACCAGAAUCCAGCAUCCCUUGCUCCUCCUCCCCCCUCCAUCCUACAGGUAACUCCCCAGUUACCAUUAAUGGGAUUUGUGGCCAGAGUUCAAGAAAACAUUUCAGAUACGCCGCCGCCGCCACCACCAGUGGAUGAGCCAGUGUUUGAUGAAUCCCCCCCUCCACCCCCACCUCCAGAGGAUUAUGAAGAAGAGGAAGCAGCUGUGGUGGAGUACAGCGAUCCCUAUGCUGAAGAGGACCCUCCGUGGGCACCACGGACCUACUUGGAAAAGGUGGUAGCGAUUUAUGACUACACGAAGGACAAAGAAGACGAGCUCUCGUUUCAGGAAGGUGCCAUCAUCUAUGUCAUCAAGAAGAAUGAUGACGGCUGGUACGAAGGGGUCAUGAAUGGAGUGACGGGCCUCUUCCCAGGGAACUACGUGGAGUCCAUCAUGCAUUACUCGGAGUGACCGCCAGAGGACCGAGCACUGCAUCUGCUGCUGCAGGAGCUCCGCGGGCUUCCCGGAUCUUCUCCAGCCUCGGGGGCCCCAUCCAAAAUAACUGAAUGAAGGAUAAUUAUAACAACCA
Tinamus guttatus (white-throated tinamou) is the source of this 1620-nucleotide messenger RNA. The record is from RefSeq and is a predicted model, not a curated record. NCBI's taxonomy places the organism in Eukaryota, Metazoa, Chordata, Aves, Tinamiformes, Tinamidae.